UCUCAGGAAACGUGCUCUUCCGUUUUUGAGUCUGCUCAAGCAAGACAUUUUCCAUUUCCAGACCAGGCUCAUACUCAGCCACCUGUGUUUGAAGAGGUGUUGCUACACUGGUGCAUGGGUUUGUUCAUAAAAAAAUGAAUCUAUUUAUAGCCCCCUUAUCGACGAACAAACAAAGCGCAACUGCGGCACCAUCCAACCAGCGGUGCAGACGGAGGAGGAGGCUUAUUGCUUUCAGUUUCUUGCAAAGGAGGCGAGGAAGUGAUUUUAAGUUGAGGGCCGGGUUGCUUAUGUUGUGAAAAAGUUCAGCUGCGGGGGGUUUUGGCCUUUGACGAGGAGCUGAUGGAGUUUUCUGAGCACAUCAAGACCGCCAAUGUGGAGGAUGUAGUUCUCCGACAGCCCUUACACCCGCAGAGAAAAGGCACCCUGUGCAUCACCGGCCACCACCUCCUCUUCUCGGGCAGGGAGGAGGGCAGCUCUCAGCAGGUUUUACUGCUCCUCAGGAACAUCGAUGCCAUUGAGAAAAGCGUGGAAAACCUUUUGGGCUAUUCCGGUCUCUUCUCUAAUGCAGGCCACAGAGAAAGGAUAUCUGGAUCCUCAGGGACGAUUACCAUCAAGUGUAAAGAUUUACGUGUGCUCCAGCUCGACAUUCCAGGCAUGGAGCAGUGUCUCAACAUUGCACACUCUAUCGAGACCCUGUCCUGUCUGGACUGUGUGUCGGAGAUGUAUCCUUUCUUUCACAGACCUUCUGAUCUCAGCCUGCAGGACCCGUGGGGUCUCUCAUCCCCUGAAAGGCACUACAGUGAAAUGAAAGAGCUGCAUGAUAGGUGGAGAUUAAGUAGUGUGAACAGAAAAUACUCAGUCUGUCCCACCUACCCCCCAGCUGUCGUCGUUCCCAAGGAUAUUACUGAUGACAUGCUGAUGAAAGUGGCCAAAUUCAGACAGGGAGGACGCUUCCCUGUUCUCUGCUACCACCACAGGAAGAAUGGCAUGGUAAUCAUGCGCAGCGGUCAGCCGCUGACAGGAGCCAAUAGGAAGCGCUGCAGGGAAGACGAGCUCCUCCUCCAGGCUGUGAUUGAUGGCUCAGACAAAGGUUACAUUAUUGACACCCGCUCCAGUCAGCAGGCUCAGCAGGCCCGGAUGACAGGUGGAGGGUUCGAGUCCAAGUCAUGCUACAGCCACUGGAAGAGGCUGCACAGACAGAUGGAAAGGGGUAAAGCACUCCAGGAGAGUCUAAUUAAGCUGGUGGAGGCCUGUGGUGACGAGUCCAAUAACAUGGACCGUUGGCUUAGUAAGCUUGAGAAUUCAAAAUGGCUAUCACACGUCCAAACUGCUCUGUCAACUGCUGGCCUGCUGGCAGAGUGUGUGGAGAGGGACGGUCACUCAGUUCUGGUUCAUGGUUCUGAAGGGACAGAUUCCACUUUGCUCAUCAGCACUCUGGCUCAGCUCAUCAUGGACCCAAGCUGCCGCACAAUGGAGGGCUUCCUGGCUCUGCUGGAGAGGGAGUGGAUACAGGCAGGACACCCGUUCCAGCAGCGCUGUGUCCGCUCAGCCUACUCCCACGCUCGCCUCCUGCAGGAGUCCCCGGUCUUCCUGCUGCUGCUGGACUGCGUGUGGCAGCUGUGGCGUCAGUUUCCUCUGGCGCUGGGCUUCUCUGAGGCGCUGCUCCUGAGGCUGGCGACUGAGGCCUACUCCUCCGACUAUGGCACCUUCCUCGGUAACAGCGAUCAGGAGAGGUGUUCUCUAGGAGUGAAGGAGAAGACUCACUGUUUGUUCCGGGCUCUGCUGAGGCCCAAAGAGAGAGAGCAGUACUCCAACCCCCUGUACGAGCACACUGAGCUGGCAAUAUGGCCAUCAGUCCACCCUCAGUCCUUGCAGCUUUGGAGAGGCUUUUUUCUGAGGUGGACCCCUCAGGCUCGUCACCUGGAAGAAGCUCAGGAGGAAAUCAGAAACAUGAUCACUGAGUGGGGGAAGCUGGCGGUCAGCUGAUCACCCUUCCAAUAUGUAUGAAUAUGUGGCAGAAUGUUACAGAGUGCAAUGUCACUGACUGUGGAAAUGUUUUUCAUAAUUCAUAACAACCUGCUGUUUUAAUGUAGAGUAUUUUUUAUUCUUUCAUAAAAAUGGUAUUUGAAAAAAAAAUGUGUUGGUGUCAUUU
Messenger RNA from Toxotes jaculatrix (banded archerfish), 2152 nucleotides. RefSeq lists its product as uncharacterized. Bases 340 to 1986 code for a protein of 548 amino acids. The transcript has 11 exons. NCBI's taxonomy places the organism in Eukaryota, Metazoa, Chordata, Actinopteri, Toxotidae. Gene Ontology annotation, biological process: negative regulation of autophagy. The record is from RefSeq and is a predicted model, not a curated record.